UUGCGUUCUUUUGCCAUAUUACGUUGUUUAGGGGAUUGGCGGCGAAGUAUCUCCGUCUCUCAGUUAAAAGAUGACGUUUUAGAGCCACCCUGCCAUGAUAAAUUAUCGUUCCUUGGCGAGACAGCAUUUUUCAGCCCGGAAAAAAAUGCAUAUAGUUCUGAACCAGAGAGAAAGCUGCUGUUCUCCGUGAAGAUUGAAUCAACUCGUAUCUUGUUCCUUUUCCUCUCGGAUAGAAAGGUUAACCCUAAAUAAAAAUUUAAGGUCGUUAAUGGGCGGUGAAAGUCCGCUUCACAUUUUGAACAGAUUAUCAAAAGUGAUCAAUUACGACAGUGUUUUAAACGACCAGUUCUCAGAAUGCCUGAACCGACAAACGGGUCUGUACAUCAAAAGUUAUAUCAAAUCGUCGCUCAGUUCAAGCAAUUGCAAAGGAAUUUUGUAUCAUAUUAUUGCCCGGUCAAUUUUACCAAGUUUAAACGGUGGAAUCGCUAAACAAGUGUAUUUGUUUCAAUUCGGAGGACCUUUUCAAGUUUUGAAAUUAGUCUCGUUUGCUGAAGCUCUUAUUCGUAACCAGAAACAAGGCGAGCUAUUCACCAAUGAUGAGGUCGAAAGUUUAAUAAAAGAAUCACUGAAGCAAUUAAUUAUUGUUGAUUGUGUCACGAUAGAAGAGAAAAUAGGAUAUUUGAAAUCUUUGACUCAGAAAAUAGCAAAUAUGAAAGUAGCCGAUGUUAAUCAUUUUGUCAUCUUGAACCAGUUUUCAAUUUUCCACGAAUAUGAAAUGGCAAAGCAUGUUUCUGGAGUGCAGGCGGUAUAUGAAGACCAUCAGAAAAAAGUGAGCAGUCUUUUGCAAGAACUUAAGACUUACCAAGUGCCUCUAAUCAUCGUCGACAGCUUCUACAUGGAUGAAGAGAAAAGUGGAAAGUGGACAAAUCAAUACUGCAGAGAGUUUUUCAACAACUUCUCGUUAAGCACACUAAAGGUAAUGCAGAUGUUCGAAAACAAUGGAAGUCCAGUCUUCAGUUUGGAAUACAGUAAAGCAAAAAGCCGAGGAAAAACUAAACGAAGUGACUCGAACUUGACAAUAAGUCAAGAUGUAAUAAAGAAAAGAGCAAAAAUCCAGAGCGACUUGCUUGUUUUUGAUCCAAAUUGAAGCAUCGUAAUUUUAUUUGAGUUUUUGUCAUGAUGAUUAAUAAAUCAGCGUUAGCUAAUUGAAUGGUUUUCUUUUUCAAUGCAAAAACAGAUCUAGAAUUAAAUAAACGCUAACAGUGCCAACGACUUCGACAAAUUUUA
Messenger RNA from Symsagittifera roscoffensis, 1287 nucleotides. RefSeq lists its product as uncharacterized. Bases 269 to 1147 code for a protein of 292 amino acids. NCBI's taxonomy places the organism in Eukaryota, Metazoa, Xenacoelomorpha, Acoela, Convolutidae. The transcript has 3 exons. The record is from RefSeq and is a predicted model, not a curated record.